AUGUAUGGUUUGACGAUUAUUACUGUUCUUAUGAUGUUAAUACAUCCAGUAGUAAGUUCCAUCUAUACCCCUAUGGCUGUUACUAUUCCAGCACGUGGUAAAGAAUGUUUGUAUUAUGAUAUGCAAAAGGAUGAUGAUGUUCUUGUUGUGAGUUAUCAAGUACUUACAGGUGGCGAUUUUGAAAUAAAUUUCCAAAUUACUAGUCCCGAUGGUGAGCAAUUGGUUGAUGAGAAAAGGAAGAAAUAUUCAGAUUUCUUAUUGAAAUCGUUUGGUUUGGGUCCUUAUGAAUUUUGCUUUGAUAAUGGGUUUGACGGUAUUGAAAAGAAAGUCGAGUUCACUCUAGAAUUGGAAAAUAAUGUUCUCAAAGCUGAGACUAAUGAAGAAGAUAUGAUGGCCAAUAAUUCUAUUGAAGAAAUCGAUAGAAAUAUUGAUAAAAUUAGUAAAAUGUUGAAAUAUUUAAGGGCAAGAGAAUGGAGAAAUAUGUAUACAGUGGAAUCUACAAAAUCUAGAUUAAGAUGGUUAUCUCUGUUAGAUAUGUCUCUUAUGGCUGGGAUUAGUUGUAUACAAGCAAUAAUUAUCGAACUUUUCUUCAAGAAUCGUAAUUCUAAUUAUGUUUGA
Messenger RNA from Naumovozyma dairenensis CBS 421, 618 nucleotides. Its product is annotated as emp24/gp25L/p24 family protein. The transcript has a single exon. The record is from RefSeq and is a predicted model, not a curated record. Gene Ontology annotation, cellular component: Golgi apparatus; endoplasmic reticulum; endoplasmic reticulum-Golgi intermediate compartment. Bases 1 to 618 code for a protein of 205 amino acids. NCBI's taxonomy places the organism in Eukaryota, Fungi, Ascomycota, Saccharomycetes, Saccharomycetales, Saccharomycetaceae. Gene Ontology annotation, biological process: Golgi organization; protein retention in ER lumen; endoplasmic reticulum to Golgi vesicle-mediated transport.